AUGGGUAUCGACUUUACAGUCUUCAAGGGUUCCGAAUCCGGUGAGAUCGUGGAGGCCAAGGGCCACCGCGACGUAGGCCCGACGCAAGCUCUAGUCGCACUGUCGCAUUGCGGUGUUUGUGGUACUGAUUCUCAUUACCGGCAAGCCGACCAAGGAUUGGGUCACGAAGGAGUUGGUGUUAUCACAGAGAUUGGAAGCAUGGUUGAAAAGCUGUCGGACUUGAGGGUCGGCGAUCGGGUUGGAAUGGGAUGGCUCCAAAGAACGUGCGGCUACUGUGAAUUUUGUUUGACCGGCAGGCAGUUCAAGUGUCAGAACAGCGAACAAUUUGGGACAGCAAACUUGGACCAAGGGUGCUUUGGUACAGGUGUUGCUUGGGAUGUGAGCACGCUCUUCAAGAUUCCAGACGAAAUCUCGUCCGAAUCUGCAGGACCAUUGAUGUGUGGUGGUGCCAGGGUGUUUUGGACAGCCGUUUGGGGUCCCUUAUACGAGAAUGGAUUCAAAGCAGGUGAUCGCAUCGGGAUUAUCGGGAUGGGUGGACUCGGACACUUGGCUAUUCAGUUUGUCUCGAAGAUGGGAAUGGAGGCCGUCGUCUUCUCCGGUACCGAAAGCAAGAAGGAAGAAGCAUUCCAAUUUGGCGCGAGGGAAUUCUACGCCACCAAGGGAGUCACAAAGUUCGUAGGGAUCGAGCCUGUCGACUGCUUGUUGAUCACUACUUCGGUACUACCUGAUCUCUCAUUGUAUCUACCAGUAUUGGCACCGUAUGCGAAGAUAUUCCCACUCACUAUCAGCAUGGACAAUAUUCCAGUCCCUGCUCUGCCGUUUGUCAUGUACGGCUAUUCGAUAAUCGGAUCUGGAGGAGCUCAUUCACAGUCUGUGAAGGCAAUGUUGAGAUUCGCCGCGGAAUAUUCAAUCAAACCGGUCAUCGAAAAGUUCCCAUUGACACAAAGCGGCGUCACGGAUGCCAUGAAGAAGCUAGACGAGGGUAGCCUUCCCAGGAACGUCUGCGUCUCUGUCCACCAUGCAAUGACCGCCCCAAAACCAUGGCUGAAGGAAUUAACAUUGACCAAGUUACAUCGACUUGCAACCGCACUGGGCACGCCCUGCUCCGGAACGAAGCUUGCCCGUAUAGAAGCCAUCAGUCGUGCAGCGUCCGACUCUGUAAGAGAUGGAAAUAGUAGUGGCAGUGUGUCCCACUUGAGUCUGUUGAGCAUAGAUAUGGGCAUCAGAAAUCUAGCCUUUGCGCAUCUCACGGCCCCAGUGGAAGAAGUCACCCAACCGCUAAGGUAUAUACAAUACCGCAAGCCAACACUACAAGCAUGGCGUCGUAUAGCAGUGGCGGAAUCACUGAACAGCACGAGUGGCCACCCAGACUCAGCGCCGGAGACUUCGAUGUCCACAGUGACCGAAGUAGCUGAAGUGGCCAAAGAGUCAUUCGAGCCUAUUGACUACGCUAGGCAUGCGUACAAUCUUGUCAAAUACAUGCUACGGACUUACAAACCCAAUCACAUCCUGAUCGAGAGACAAAGAUUUCGGUCAGGCGGACAAUCAGCGGUUCAAGAAUGGACCCUCAGGGUUGGCGUUCUUGAAGGCAUGCUCUACUCCGUUCUGCGAACUCUAGCUGAGGAGCAUCGGCUGCAGCUGAGCAUAGAGCCAAUGCAGCCUCCCCGGGUCAACCGAUACUGGCUUGAGGGGCACCAGGGCCUGCUGGGCUCGAAGGAGAAAAAGCUGGUCGGUCGCGACGUAAAAAAGGCAAAGAUUGAUAUUGUUGGAAAUAUGCUCAGAGAUGAAGACUCAAUUUUCCGUGUUGGAAAGGGCGUUCAGCAGGAAGCAGCCGAGUUUGUAUCGCGUGUCAACAAGCAUUCGAAGGACGGGCGAGCUGCUACAACUAAUAUGUCAAAGCUGGAUGAUCUGGCCGACUCGCUUUUGCAAGGAUUGGCAUGGAUCCAUUGGCGAAAUAACAGACGAUGUAUCGAAUUCCUAGGACGAGAUGCAGUUGAUAUGGAGUCUGGAUGCUUAUUGUGA
Messenger RNA from Fonsecaea monophora, 2022 nucleotides. RefSeq lists its product as hypothetical. Bases 1 to 2022 code for a protein of 673 amino acids. Gene Ontology annotation, molecular function: flap-structured DNA binding; crossed form four-way junction DNA binding; oxidoreductase activity. NCBI's taxonomy places the organism in Eukaryota, Fungi, Ascomycota, Eurotiomycetes, Chaetothyriales, Herpotrichiellaceae. Gene Ontology annotation, cellular component: mitochondrion. The record is from RefSeq and is a predicted model, not a curated record. The transcript is spliced from 5 exons.